UUGAUCUACUGGUGAAGAGUGGAGAAAACAAAGAAGCGUCAAUGCAUAUCCUGUGGUACGUGUUAUUCUAUUCCCUUUGGGCUCCUGGAAGCAAAGGGUGGCCCCUGAAGCAGUUUGCACAGAAGGAGGAGCUUUGCCUUCUAUGAAUAUGUUUCUGUAGAAUCAAGCGUUCUGUUAAAUAAACAGUGCAGUUUGGCUGAAAUGAAAGAACGUUUGAGUGCUUCCAGGAGAAAUGGAAGUGUCAGAGGUGAAAUACUAUGUGCUCGAAAUAUUCUGGAAUUCCAUCUCCUUUGGAAUACCACAGAUUUUUGGUGGGAAUAUGAUUGGGUGGAGUAUUCUGAACAACAGAUCUUGAGGAAUCAGAUUUCUGUUGACUCAUUGGUCUGCUUUUGGAAUCUUUGGAAGGAGAAGAUUGUUAGAAUUAUAAAGUGUGUAGGAUGUGCGGAGAUGCUGGGGGAAAAGGAAAGUAGGUGCUAUUGGGAGUUCUGCUUGAAUUAUUUUGGUGUGCUGGAGCAACAGGACAACCUGCAAGGAACUUAUCACCUUCUGAACGCAGAUGCUGAUUGGGUCAGAAACAUAGAUAACAGAUUCCUCCAACGAAAUGGACAGUUGGUUGCAUUGGAGCUUCAACAAUUAGUCUCUGCAGUUCAAAAGUAUUGGCAUUCUGAGCUUACUUCUGUUGGUAUGAAGCUCCUGGCCAAACUGGAUGCCCUUUACGAUUUUUCGGUGGAGAGUUCUCUGUCGAACUUCUGGCAAAGCAGAUGUCUUGCUCUCUUACAUGACGUUGCAAAAAAGUUCCUUGGAGAACUGAAUUGUCUGAAUGACUCCUCCAGGUUUGGUAGGGCACUGCAGGAUUUCAUUGAAAAAUCCAGUAGGAGGUACUUUAGUCACGUAUUUCCUCUUGACUGGCGAACCUCAUCAACACAGAAUAUGAUAUCUCUGAGAGGAAGUGAGGCUUCUCGUCAUUUAUUGAGAGAAAUAAUGAACAUGAGAAUUUCGAAGACGCAUUUUUCACAUGGGAAUAUGGGUAAGCUUGCCACUUUAUUUUUUGGGUCUGGCAUGCUCGACAAUGAAUCGUACGGAAGAAUUGCGCAGUCUUUUGAGGGAAGUACGUCAUGGAAGGCAUUCAUGGAAUGCGUUUGCCAGGAUGUACAAUCAGACCUUCCUCAGGCCAGCGAUGAUAGUAAGCCCGUGGAGUUCUCUUUGGCUUGGAACCUUUAUGGAGCUUUGGCAGAUACUUACAGGGCCAAUUGGAGGAUUGAAAGAGACUACAUUACUCCGAUUUGCUUCUUGUAUCUCUUGGAACGACUUUUGAUUCUGUUAUCUUGCUCCAAAGGGAAGUUUUAUGCAACCAAGUCUUCUCUAGUUGAAUGGCUUAUCUGCCAUGAGGGUUUAGCAAAGCCUAGCUUUACUUUCAACCUGGGAAAUUGCUUGGAGCCCAUCAUUGGGUUUGUUACUAGUACUAUUCAGCAGCUUCUUUGCGACAAAGGGGAAACCAUAGAAUGGAUCAGAAGAUCGAACCUAAACGUGACUAUGUACUACCCGCUAUUGGUCUUGAAGUUGGUUCUGUUGGUUUGUUUGCUUCACUUAAAUUUUGGCAUCGAUCCACAUUUUCUCGUUGAUUUGCUGGAGAAGAGUUGGAUUUCUGAGCAAUUACCUCCAGAGUUCCGUCGAAUUCUUUUACGUCGCUGGAGGCUUAACUUUCAGAAGAAUUCAAUGGGUAUUCUCGCUGAAGCAUUUGAAAAAGUUGAUGAUCCCCUCGUAAUCACCAAUUCUGCUGCAGAUUGUUCAUCAUGUCCUCAUGCCAUCAUUUUAGAUGUGAAGUCGAACAGAUGCAAGGAAGAGAUCAUGAAGGUUUUAUUCCCCAAAGAUGGAAGCGCUGUGAGCUCUUGCAAGUCGCGCAAUCUGACUGAAUUUUCCAAGGAUUCCUCUUCAUCUUCCAACAGUGCAGCACCAGUUGUGCAUUUGGAUGGUGCAAACACGUCGUCGUUGCCGGAACAAGAAACGGGCAUAGCGAAAGAGGAAGAGAAGAGCGAAGCUGUGGAAGCUCAAAAAACCAGUGAUGUGAAGAAGGAUGAGCAGGCUUCAUCAUCUUCUUUUUCCCAUACCGGUGUCGUCGGAAACAGGAACAAGAACAAGGGCAAUUGCAAGUCCAACGGUAAGCAAAACAAGAAAGGAAGAGGCAAGAAGAAAUGAAUCCUUGCCUCGUUGUCCCAGAUCCAGUUUGAGUGAAAAUGGAUAGCGUGUAUGCCGGUGAAGAGUGAGAAAGAAAAUGCAACUUUCUCAGCACAUCUUAGUUAACUACAGAUCAUCUUGAUAGAGAAGUUUGCCUGAUUGGAGUGAAUAUACAUUAUGAUAACCAGACUGUGACAGCAUACGUCCAUGUGGGAAUGUACAUAAUUGAUCUGUUUGUACCCUCACCGGACGAAGGAUGAGUCCGUCGCCGGAAAAUUCUCCUGUUUCCAGAUAGAUAACCCAACGGUGAGCCAAAUCUGGCUCUUGAUGGAGAUUAAGGAUGACAUUACCGUAAGAUUCAUGUAGUUGCU
Messenger RNA from Rhodamnia argentea, 2546 nucleotides. RefSeq lists its product as uncharacterized. The transcript is spliced from 3 exons. The record is from RefSeq and is a predicted model, not a curated record. The coding region runs from base 202 to 2196 and encodes 664 amino acids. NCBI's taxonomy places the organism in Eukaryota, Viridiplantae, Streptophyta, Magnoliopsida, Myrtales, Myrtaceae.